AUGCCGGAACUGAUUGGUGGAUACUUCUGCGAGUGCGUCCCUGGUUGGACAGGGCAGAACUGCGAAACCAAUAUAAACGACUGCAAGGACCAGUGCCAAAAUGGGGGAACUUGCAAGGACUUGGUAAACGGCUAUCGUUGCAUGUGCCCCCCUGGCUUCGCUGGCGAGCAUUGUGAGAGGGACAUCGACGAGUGUGCAAGCUCGCCAUGCCUGAACGGCGGGCGCUGUCAGGACGAAGUGAACGGCUUCCAGUGCUUGUGUCUGGCUGGCUUUUCAGGAAAUCUCUGCCAGCUGGAUAUCGAUUACUGCUCUCCCAACCCGUGUCAGAACGGAGCGCCCUGCUUCAACCUGGCCACAGACUACUACUGCGCUUGCCCGGAAGACUACGAGGGCAAAAACUGCUCUCACCUCAAAGACCACUGUCGCACCACGACUUGUAAAGUGAUUGAUAGCUGCACAGUUGCCGUGGCGUCGAACAGCACGCCGGGAGGAGAACGCUACAUUUCGUCAAAUGUGUGUGGACCUCACGGCCGCUGCCGGAGCCGCCGGGGCCAGUUCAGCUGCGAGUGCCAGGAGGGCUUCAGAGGCACCUACUGCCACGAGAAUAUCAACGACUGCGAGAGUAACCCAUGCCGCAAUGGAGGCACCUGCAUUGACAAAGUCAGCGUGUACCAGUGCAUCUGUGGCGACGGUUGGGAGGGCGACCACUGCGAGAUCAACAUCGAUGACUGUAGCACCAACCCCUGUCAUAAUGGAGGGACAUGUCGAGACCUGGUGACUGAUUUCUUCUGCGAGUGCAAGAAUGGCUGGAAGGGAAAGACAUGCCACUCCCGCGAAAGUCAGUGCGAUGAAGCCACUUGCAACAACGGAGGCACCUGCCACGACGAGGGCGACACGUUCCAGUGCAAGUGUUCCCCUGGGUGGGAGGGUACGACGUGUAACAUAGCCAAAAAUUCAAGUUGUCUUCCAAACCCGUGUGAGAAUGGAGGUACUUGUGUGGUGACAGGGGAGUCGUUUACCUGCGUCUGCAAGGAAGGCUGGGAGGGUCCCACGUGCACCCAGAAUACCAACGACUGCAGUCCACACCCAUGCUACAACAGCGGAACCUGCGUCGACGGGGAUAACUGGUACCGAUGCGAGUGUGCCCCAGGCUUCGCUGGUCCAGACUGUCGGAUCAAUAUUAAUGAGUGCCAGUCCUCUCCCUGUGCCUUUGGCUCCACCUGUGUGGAUGAGAUCAACGGCUAUCGCUGCCUGUGUUCACCAGACAGGACUGGACCCCACUGUCAAGAAGUGACAAGAAAACCUUGCUCUGUUAAUGGACACAUGACCGCUGAUGGAGUCAAAUGGGAGGAAGACUGCAACACUUGCCACUGUUCCAAUGGGAAGGUUGUUUGCACAAAGAUGUGGUGUGGCCCCAUGUCAUGCCACCUGGGUGCCAAAGGUCGAGGCGGGUGUCCUUCAGGCCAGAGCUGCAUCCCCAUCAGGGAAAACCACUGCUUUGUGAAGUCCUGCCUCAGCCUCGGAGAGUGCUGGCACUCCAACCCUCCCCCGCCUCCCACCAAAUGCCAUCCUAGCUCCAGUUAUCAGGACAACAGCUGCGCCAACAUCACCUUCACCUUCAACAAGGAGACCAUGCCUCGAAGCUUGACUGUGGAGGAUGUGUGUAAGCAGCUGAGGCGCUUGUACAUAGUGAAGAAUUUCUCCUUGGAGCAUUCUGUGUCCAUAACCUGUGACCCCUCAUUCUCAGCCAGCAACGAGAUCCACGUCUGCAUCUCUACCGAGGACCAUCUCUUGGAUCGGAGCCCCAUUAAAGAGAUCACAGACAGGAUAAUCGACCUGGUUAGCAAACGCAACGGGAAUAACACCAUCAUCACUUCCAUCGCAGAGGUGCGCGUGCCAAGCCCCAGCAAAACUGACUACCUAGUGCCCCUCCUCAGCUCCAUCUUCAUUGUCAUCUGGGUCCUUGUGCUGGUCUCCAUUUUGCUGUGGUGCAUGCGGCGCCGGCGGAAACAGAGCAACCACAAUGGGACGUCGGCCGCUGGCUCAGAGGACAACACAACCAACAAUGUACGGGAGCAGCUCAACCAGAUCAAGAACCCUAUAGAGAAGCAUGUGGGCCUCACGGUGGCCAUCAAAGACUACGAAAACAAGAACUCCAUCAUUGCCAAAAUAAGGACAAAUCAUCCCGAGGGGGAUGAGGACGACAAGGAGAGGCACUUACAGAAGGGCCGCUUUACCAAACAGCCAGCAUACACACUGGUGGAGAGGGACGAGAAGACGCCCAUCUCCACAUCCAAAAAUCCCAACUGGACUAAUAAACAGGACAACAGAGACUUGGAGACGGCAAACAGCAUAAACAGGGUGGACUACAUUGUAUAGCAGACAGCUGUGUUGCUGUGCAACCAAGCCUUAUGCCUUCACACCCCGGUGGUGGGUGAAACAGGGGAGCAUUGGCAUGUGUAGUUAGUAAACUGUCGUGUCAGUCGUGACCCCACAGUAUUUUCAGAUAUUCCCCGUGUUAAUUUAAGUUUUGACAAGCUGGCUUACACUGGCAGUGACGGUUGCUUUGGUUGGCUGGAAACACAAGGCACUGGUAUACAUUUCACUGUAGAACUAGUUGCAAAAGUGUCGUCCUCUGCAUUUCAUUUUGCUCUUUUUAUUUUAAUUUAGAUUUAGUGGACACAUGGAAGGGGCUCCUGAUGUAAUUGUUGUACAAUGACUAAAACUACCCGACGUGUUCGACACUAGAGCUAAUUAUUUUCAGUAUGUGGUUGAAUUCUGUUUGGAGAAAGUGCCUUUUCAGCUUUAGACUUCAGCAACUGUCAAAUGAGAAAAAAGAUCAACUUUAUUAUUUAUUUUGUUUUGGGGCGGGGGAGGGAAGGGUUCAAUGUCAGCAGUUGCUGCCAGUAUGAAGAAUUUAUGUCGAUUUAGAACAUGUAGAUAUGUACAUUUUUUUUUUUUUUUUUUAUUAAUCAUUGUGUAUAUUUGAUUUAUUAACUUAAUAAUCAAGAGCCUUAAGAUAUCAUUCCUUUUUAUUUAUAUGUUCUGUCUAGUUUGAAGGUUUUGAUAGCUGUGGAAGCCUACAAUUUCUUUCAAUUACUUUUUUCAACGCAUUCUAUAAAAGCCAAAUUUCAAAGAAAACAAAGGAUGGGCACUUUUCGCCUGAAAGAAAUGCUUUUGUUUUGUUUUUCCACACAUUUGACAUUUCAUUAUUUGUUGCCAGGACCUUGAUUGAAGGCAAGUGAGGUUAGGACAACAAAAGAUCCCGGCUGCUGAGAGGGACGGACAUGGUGGCAGACAUAUUGCUUGCCACUAAUGGAUUAAUACUUAAGGGAACAAAAACCCUUCAGCAGCUUCAGUUUAACCCAUUGACACAUUUCAAAGGUUGUCAAAAUCCACCAACUUGCAAGGCAAGUCACAUCAAUGACACGCCAGAAUUCCCAUCUGCUUUAGUCAGCAUAAUAUCAUAAGCUAGACAGUGAGUACUUGAACAGUAGGGGGGCAAUGGGAGCACUGUAGAAUCAGAUGAUAUACACUGCCUUUCUCUGCAAGAGUCUGCUUUCUGUGCACAUUUGUUUCUUUUUAAAAAAUGAGGCUCUUACAGACAAACAUGUUUUAUCUCAUUUAACCCUUUGAGAUCAUGGCAACAUUUUGUCCUUUUUGACUUUUGUGUUAUGAACUUGAGAAUUGUGUUGAUCUGGCAAUAUAUUUUUGAAAGUCAUAUUUAUUAAAUAUUUUGUAUGAAAAGAGAAUUAAAGUUGUCUUUGUUCUGGA
Messenger RNA from Micropterus salmoides (largemouth bass), 3774 nucleotides. RefSeq names its product protein jagged-1b-like. Gene Ontology annotation, biological process: Notch signaling pathway. The record is from RefSeq and is a predicted model, not a curated record. Lineage: Eukaryota; Metazoa; Chordata; Actinopteri; Centrarchiformes; Centrarchidae. Gene Ontology annotation, molecular function: Notch binding; calcium ion binding.